This is a messenger RNA of Dermacentor silvarum, 6042 nucleotides long. RefSeq lists its product as uncharacterized. NCBI's taxonomy places the organism in Eukaryota, Metazoa, Arthropoda, Arachnida, Ixodida, Ixodidae. The coding region runs from base 465 to 1244 and encodes 259 amino acids. The record is from RefSeq and is a predicted model, not a curated record. The transcript has 3 exons.
UGCGGCCGCAGCUUAUCGCACGGGGAUAUCGGCGCGUAUCGAGCAGCAGCCACGGGCCGGCGCAAGACCGAGCAGCGGCGACCUUCGGUGCUCGUGGUGUACCGCAGGUGUUGCGCGCGCGGUGAGCGCCAUGCCUUCAUGGAGAACAGCCGUUGCCGUCGAGCGACCCGAGCCUUGGUGCUCGCCACCGCGUACUUCGCCACGGCGAUCGGCUGGCGAGCGGAGCUGCUGCGCGGCUUCUGAGCGGAUCGCUGUUCCUGUGUGCGGCGGGACUCGUGGCUGUGCCGUGGUGCACGGACUUGGCGCUCCUCGUACUGGUCACCGCGGCGCUGGGAGUCGCCCUCGGAGCUGCCGCCACCGCCAGCACGAAGCUGUGCGACCAGUGGGCUCUUGGCGGCGGCGUGCGGCUUCUCGGUCUCGUGGGCGCCAGCGUGUGCCCAGUGCUGGCCGUGGUUGCGGGGCAGAUGCGACUCACGUACUGGGCCUCGGCGGCACUGCUGGCCACCGCGUCGCUGCUGUUCGCGCCCUGGAGAAGCGAGCCCGCCGAACUGCGUCACGAGCCGGAGACCACCCGACAACCGACGUGCCACGUGACGAGAGCCCUGGGACUGGCUGCUCUGUUCCUCAGUUGCGGCUCACACCGUGCCCUGGGACAGCUCAUCGGCGCCUACUCGGCCGUCUUCUCCGACGGCGGCGCAGUCACGUCGGGGCUCGCCGCGUGCUUCUUCUACGGCUCCAACCUGGGGGCGAGCGCGGCCGCGCAACUUCUGCACCACGGCUGGCUGCUCGGCGGCUCUCGAGCGGCCACCGUCGCGGGCGCCGCGCUGCUCGCGUGGCUGCCCCGGCCGUGGGCUGUGCCCUGGCUGGCCGCGGCACUGAUGGGGCUACAGGCCCUCCCGGGGACAGGCGCCCCGCUGCACACCACGGCGCAGCGCGUGGGCGAAAUGCUCGCGUGCCUCGUGCUCGGGCCGGCACUGGACAGUGACGACGCCACGGCGUUCGGCGUCAGGGCGCUCGUGUUAACGGCGCUCGCGCUGACAGCGUCUCUAGCGCUGUGGUACGCGACGCAGCGCUACAGCUGCCGCGACGCCGAGCACGACGGCGUGGUCGAACGCAACGGCUCCACGACCAGGUGGUACGUCCAGCGAGCCGAACCCAGCAUCAACCGGGAGAAGCCAGUCGCGGAAGACGCCAGAAGCCAGGACUCGCAAUCGUCAGUACGCGGGGCGGCGCAACAGAGCUAAUAUGACAUGAGAACUGAAAGCCUGGCUAGUUGCUUUAUAAUUAACUGCCGAACAACAGGAAGGCAACGGACUUGGUGUUUGCUUAACGUUGUCUUGCUGUCGCGCUGCAGUUAAUGAUGGGUGCGUCACCUAGCCCCAAGCUGCGCAGUCGGCAAAUCCAACGUACUUUCCUCUGAGGAUGCACCGAUUAAAGCUGUCUGCGGAACGCCUGUAACUCCGAACGCAUAUUUAGAUGUGAGCGCGACAAACAGCGGACUCGCAAGGAGGCAGUCGUAUGCAUGGACGGAGGCUUGUUGCGGCCUUAGCCUUUCUUUCCCUUCAUUUCCAGUUCAAAUCUAUUACAGAUUACAUUCUUUGAUACAACAAAGCAUGCGCCGUCGCUUAAUGGUGACCAAGCUUUGUGUCGUCGAGAAAGAGCUGACGUUGCCACGACACGACGUCAGCACACUCACCGCUGAAACUGCUGUCGAUUUUGCGAAACUACUUUUGUCCUGACAAGAGGAAGUCAUAUUUAUUGGCACAGAAAUUUCCGUUGCUGAGAGCAAAACUUUUGUAACGCCAAGAGGUUCCGAUAUACAACAAGAACAGUACAAGAAUUAUUCUGUUACGGAAGAAAAUGUCCAGUUGCCUUUUUCAACUGUGUUGUUCUUUAUUUCUUCAGUUGGUCUUUCUCAAAUGUGCGCGGCGCGAAUGGGCGCUAGUUACGCACGUACCGUAAAUUUUAUUAACUCUGGCUCGCUUAUUGUGGCUAUCGGCGAAGCUGCCUUCAAGCUACUACUGCCUCGCGCAAACCCUGCUUAUUCCAAGCGAACUCGCUCCAUUUCUCAACAGUGUGCAGUACAGCGGCUUCCCCUCAACAUGUCUCUACUUGUGGCGGUGCACCCUUUACAGGAGAAUCGUGCAAUGUGGCCGACCAUACUGGCGCUGAUUAGGCCCGUAACGUUAACUUUACCUUCUCUGUGACUAAUUAUCGCGUAUUGACUCGUCAAGACCUACAUUUUGAUAUAUUUUGCGACUCGCUACGCACUCUCGGGGCGCGAAAGAGCCGCUUCUUCUUUCUGGAAUUGGUUGCCAAGAUCCCAGAUACCGUGGGCAGUCGGCUUGUGUUAUUCACCGACGAUUAACGAUAUGCGAAAUUCGAGCGCAGCUCUACACGUGGCUGGCCCGGACAAUCUGUUUCGUGCGGCACGUUGCAAGUGCACGACUGCCUCGCUAAUCGGAAGACGGCGAGAAGCAACCUCCCAGACGCUACUGUGGCGCCAUCUCGUCGCUGCAGUGCGCUUUUCUUCCCACGCUUUCGCCAUACCCUCCUCUCGCCGCUUUUUCCGCUCUCAUCCGCUCGGUUACGCCGACGCUCGCCGCAGGAAUGGGCGCCUAAGAGUCUAAAAAGAAAAGAAAGCGAUGUUUUCUGUGGCGCGCUGCAUCGGCUUCUUUAGUAUUUAGUAAGUUUUCUUUUAAGCGGGGAACAUAGACGGGAAUUAUUUGCCGACCUUGGCACCAGCCGAUGCUCUGCGAGCGUUUGGCCAAGCGCGUCGCCACCGCGGGCUGUGCGGGCGCUUUCCAACAGUGGACGAUUGAGGCUCGGCCGGCUGCCUCUGCGCGACAUGACAUUUCUGGAUUUGAUGCAGGACUCGAGCUAAUGUGCAAGAGUGCUUCGAGUGCAUAUGUAUACAUCUUGCUUGCGUGUGAGUGGAUUCAUCCUUCCAUCACGUUCGACCACUGAUGGUCAUGUACUUACAAGUCCUACUGUGUGGUGUGCACCAUAUGUAUGCCAAGUGUUGUAACCCCUCUGUACGUGCCUCUACAGUUAUCAUUAAACACACUCUCUCAACACAAGUGCGUCUGGUCUGAUUUUUGGGCACAGUUUAUGUUUUUAACCAACAUUGCAAAUUUCACAAGCCCACCAGGUCACCGCGCUGAAUGGUUCUACUACACGCAGUCCAAGAUACUAAAACACAUCGUGCGCUUGAUGCUGUAAUGCACACCCAACUACAGAAUGGGUCGUUUCUCGCUCGACGUCUGCCACAGAGCGAAAACGAUUAAGCGACGAAAAGCAAGCCAGACAUGAAUUGUUUCUGAUGAUCUAUUCAGGACGCACCUAAAACGCGAAUGCUCAUAUCAUCCCAUCAUUGCUGUUCAAUGAUGCACUUAUUCAUCAUCGCAAAUUAUGAGAGAAUAAAAGCAACCGUCGUCUGGCAACCAACCGCCGCUGGCACGAACAAGGCUGAUGCAAUGCCUCAGCAUGAUCUUGAGAAUUAAACCAGCCAAAAGACGAAGAACAGAGGAGAGUUAUUUACUCUGGUCUUAUUAAGCAUCUUCAUUAAGCAUGGAUUUCGCAUGGGAUUAUCCUGUACCACUCAACUUACUGAAUUCAUACAUGACGUUGCACUCGGCUUUAACAAUAGUACGCAGAUAGAUGCUGUUUUCAUUGAUUUCCGAAAGGCGUUUGACGUAGUCCCGCAUGACUUACUUUUGUACAAACUGUCAUUUCUUGGCCUCCCCGAUUCACUUUACGGUUGGCUUAAAGAUUAUUUGCAUAAACGGCAGCAAAAAGUGGUUCUGAACGGUGCAACGUCGAGAACGGUUAAUGUUUUAUCAGGUGUGCCUCAAGGGUCGGUCCUUGGGCCGUUGCUGUUCCUUAUUUUUAUCAAUGAUUUAAGUGAAGGCGUUGUUUCGAAUAUCAGACUGUAUGAGGAUGAUCGCGUUGUAUACCAUCCUGUGUCAUGUGCCGAACAUACGAGUGUGUUGCAGUUUGAUCUCGAAAAAAUAUGUUCCUGGUGUGCUAAAUGGAAGAUGGAUUUGAACGUAGCAAAGUGUUAUCAUGUUCAAUUUACGAACAAAAGGAAAAAAGUGCCUAGUUCAUACUCUCUAAAUAAUGUUUUAGUGCAAUGAGUUGAUGAAGUCAAAUACCUAGGCGUCACUUUAACGGCGGUAUUGGACUGGACAUCCAACAUUGACAUAACAAGAGCUAAAGCGUGCCGCCUUUUGCACCUUUUCCAGAGGAACUUCAAGUAUGCGCCCAAACCUUUGAAGGAAACUUUAUAUCUUACAAAUAUUAGGCCGAUGUUAGAAUACGCUUGCGCAGCAUGGGACCCCUUCACAAAAGUUCUCGAAGAUAAGUUAGAGCGUGUUCAGAAAAGGGCUGCAAGAUUCGUCACGGGCAUCUACGACUACAAAAUUAAAGGUUCGCAAAUCGGGGAAAAUCUGGGGUGGAAGUUGCUGUCCACGCGCAGAAAAAUAAUCAGGUUAAAGCUUUUACACAACAUUAACAGCGGUAACACAGGAAUCGAUAAGAACAUAUAUUUAAAACCACCUCAUUAUCAGUCUAAGAGACGCGACAAUUCCAAGAAAAUAAGGGCCUACCAAAGUCGUAUUAAUGUAUUUAAAUUUUCAUUCUUUCCGCGAACAAUUGCGGAAUGAAAUUUGCUCCCGGAUGAGAUAGUGUCGGCACCCAAUUUUUCAUCUGCCAUAGAGAACUUUAUAUGAAUCUGUUGUAGACAAUAUUUUCUAGUGUACCGUUUCAUGCAUUGUGUAGCAAAUUUUAUAAUCGAAUGUGUAGAUGAUUUUUUUCUUCGAUGUGUUGUCUUUCUCUGUAAUUACGAUUAUUGUAUUUGUAAUACCAUAAAUGAUAUGAUGCUGUUUUUCUUGAAGUUCAAUAUAUGACCUUUAUGUUUGUAAUUAACCCCCCUACGAUAGUGCCUAACUCGGGCGCUGUAGGUAUUUGUAAUAAAAAAAAUAAAAAAGAGAGACAUGGCACACACAACCAGUGAUUAAAGGUUACCCAGCGAAGAAGAGAAGCAUUGAAGAAGAGUUGCGAUGUGGGUCACUUGGUACAUAUUCAGCAUGAUAUUGAGCAGAAUGGUUUAAGCUGGCAAAUAACUGCAAUUAUUUGCUGGUUAACAGCUACGCGAUGUCGAUCCUUGCACCACUGCUGGAAGUCAAGUGGCUUCUUCAUUGUCCUUCGCUCGAGCUGCACACAGUGAACAUUUUUGCAACCUUAAAGGGUUCGUCCCUUAGGGUGCAACAUCUUUUACUCUGUGUGCAUGUCGGGUCCAAGUGCACGGACGUUUUUAAUGCGAAUAUUUCAAUUCAAUUCCUGUAUUUGACAUCACUAAUAUAAUAUCAGGCGCGCAGACAAAAAAGCCAUAAAUAAUGCAGCUUAAUGGGGUCUGCACACCCAUACAUCUGGCAUUCACCUUCAGCAUCUAUUAAAACACACAUACACGAACAUGCAAAAUAUAGAAGGAAUGACAGAAUAAACUUGUGUGCACAAAAGUAUAAAAUGAAAAGCAUGGAAAGUUCGCACGAACACGAUGUUUUCCAUGCAUCAAAUAUCAAUAUAAAACACAAUAAAAAGGAAACAUUCAUGCGUGCGCUGCCUUCACCCAACGCAAAUAGAAAAAUGCAAAUGCAGUGCGAUACAACUCACAGAUACUGCAACGUUUUAUAAAAAAACAUCUAACGCACUUUUACACAAACGCUCUCUUGGAGGUUCUGGUGGUCCUUGUUCAGUAUUUCAUUCAUCAGUGUAGGCAAGCAACAAUUUGCCAUUUUACAGCCAUGGCUCGCCCGGAAGCGUUUCACAUGCCAUGCACUGCUCGGUGUUCCGGCUAUUGUACGCUGCAACAUUGUUUCGUAAUCCGGCAAAGGCCACUGAAUUGUCUUUUUUUAUAGAUACCAAGUUUGUAAAAACGACAAAGCCUAAAAUUGUAAAAGGAUUCGAUAGUAACAGUGUGAACAUUUCGUAAACAGGUUAGAAGCGUGAGUGAGAUAAUGCCUUUUAGAUAUUAUCGAAAUU